This is a messenger RNA of Psilocybe cubensis, 2385 nucleotides long. Its product is annotated as DUF21 domain-containing protein. Lineage: Eukaryota; Fungi; Basidiomycota; Agaricomycetes; Agaricales; Agrocybaceae. Gene Ontology annotation, cellular component: intracellular membrane-bounded organelle. The coding region runs from base 1 to 2385 and encodes 794 amino acids. Gene Ontology annotation, biological process: magnesium ion homeostasis. The record is from RefSeq and is a predicted model, not a curated record. The transcript has 7 exons.
AUGGCAGCCACCACAAAUGAUUGGGAAAACGUAUUGGGUGUCAACGGUCGCGGAACAUUUCUGUGCUACAAAUAUGCUGCAGAGCAAAUGAUAAAGCAAAAAAGAGGAGGGAGGAUCAUCGGCGCGUCCUCUCUGGCGGGAAAGCAAGAGCUUAAAGAGCUUAUUGCCAUGCAUUCGUCUCACGCAACGCACGGCGGAGACCUUAAGACCGACACCGUCACGAUCAUUGGCGCCACGCUAGACCUUCAAGAAAAGGUGGUCAAGCAAGCCAUGACCCCCAUCAAGGAUGUAUUCAUGCUGUCGAUUGACUCAAAGCUCGAUUACGCAUUAUUGAAGAAGAUAUGCCAAACGGGCCACAGUCGUGUACCCGUUUAUGAAGAAGUUGACGUGCCCGUAUCGGUGGUUGCUGGCGCCGAUGAAAUCGAGGACGAUAGCCACAAACCAGGGCAGAGAACUCUGAAGGUCAAGAAAAUCAUCGGCAUUCUACUUGUCAAACAAUGUGUAUUGCUUGACCCUAAAGAGGCUACUCCCUUGCGCAAGAUACCGUUGAACAAGGUCCCUUUUGUUCCGAACAACGAACCUUUGUUAGGCAUCCUGGAUAAAUUCCAAGAAGGACGAAGCCACAUGGCCAUUGUCAGUCGGUUCAGCGUUGAGAAAGCUGCUUCAGUAAAGAAAGCCGUAAAACGUGGCCUCACUCAGCGCCUGCGAGAGCGAGUCGGGAUGGGAGAUACGGAUUCUGACACGGAAAGUGAAGAUGAGAAGAACGUCACUCGCCCUACGAAGCUGGGAGGCCGUCGCAAACUAAUGCAAGGACUCAAGCGCAAGAGCUCGGACGAAAGCACUCAAGACGGAGACACGCCUGACGCUAUGUAUAAACACCAAUACGACAUCGAGAAAGCCACGUCAAAGGAUUCAGAAACGAGCGAUAAACCAAAGGGCACGGAAGUUAAGGGUAACGACAAAGAGAAGGAGGGAGGUCGCAAAAGCGAAGAGGCUCGUAGGACGAUCACUGGCUUCCAAUUACCUAGUCUCGGUGGUAUGACCAAUAUGUCGUCAAUGGAACAGAGUAUGCCUGCCGAUGCUGUCCUGGCAAAGGAAGGCGCUGCGGAGUUUUUGCAAGGAUUCGAUCCUGCUGUUAUGCCUCUCGGAAUUAUAACACUUGAAGACGUGCUCGAAGAGCUUAUUGGAGAGGAGAUUUAUGACGAAUUUGAUACUCAAGGUGCUCACGGAGACCCAUAUGAAGUUCCUCCCCAGGUCGUCAUUCAAACUGAAGCCGAACACGGACUCCCAAGUUCUACCCAUGGCGCAGAAGCAGCUCGGACACAUGCACAUCAGAAAGGUCCCUCGACUUUGACCGCACAGAUCCCUACAGCUUUGAAAGGUUUAGGGUUUUUUAGAACCAGGAGUGCUCCGCCUGUCCCCCGUGAGGAGCGUGAUGCUCCCGAGCGAAGUACUGACGCGACGGAGGGCGCAACACCUGUCAAAUCGGUCCGGAUUGGAGAAGUGGCCCAUGUUGAUCUUAACUCUGGCGCUAGGGAACCGAUGCACAAUACGGCUACCCCUAUUCAGAUGCCGAAGCCAAUUAGGAGUCCAGGUCGUAGUCCCCCGUCUGUCAUACUUGAGCAACACAGCAGCGUAUCGUCUUCAGACUCUGGUGUUUUAACAUCGUUGAAGCCUACUUCGCCUGAUAGCACUUUGAACUCACCAUCAACGGAAGCCACCACUGCACCUAGUGGUCAUGUAAAUCUUGGUGCUGCAGCGCCUGCUGCUGUGACACAACCAUCUUUCCCUUUGCCACUCAGUGUUAGUGCGAGUACAAGCGUUGGCCCUAAUCUUUCCACUGCGCAUAAGAUCGAUAAAGUUCCUUCGAGAAGCACGUCGCCUGCACCGCUCGAGGCGAUUCUGCUGGAUCGCAAGCGCAGGUUGGCUCAGGCGGCUCAUGGACAGGCACAGACUUCAGCUGUUGGUACACCCGUUGGGAGUAUCGCGCCAAGCCCGGUGCCUUCGCUGGGAGGUGGCGGUUUGAGAGUCGCGGACGCCCUUGCUGCAUCGGCCCCUGGGUCUGCGACGACGUCCCCACUUGUGACGCCGGUUCCGUCUAUGAUGGGUACGGCGGCUGUCAGUGGAAGCGCUUCACAUGCUGGUAACGUUUCUGGUGCAGGCGUGCAUGCGGGUAGUACUACCACUCCGGGUUUGCGUGUCGCUGUCCCUACGACGAGUAAGGGCACUAGGUUUAAGAGUAGUCCGUUGGGUGGGGUGGAAAGGGCUGGUGUGGUCAUUGCGGAGCAGUUGAAAGCAGCGUAUAGCAGCGCUAGCAGGGACGGAGAAACGGAUGUCGAUUCGAGCGCCGGGAAGAAUGUCACGACUGAUGAAGGGAAGAUGUAG